CGGGAGCGCCUCCCACGCUGCCUCUCCCCACCCCCGAGAUCUCGCGAUACUUCCGGGAACGCCUCGCUCGCCUCCUUUUCCCGCCGAGAUCUCGCGAUACUUUCGGGAGCGCCUCUCUCUCUCCUCCUUUUCCCGCCGAGAUCUCGCGACAGCCGCGCGCCGCGGACGGGGAGGACAAGAUGGCGGCGACAACGACGAUGGCGCUGGGCACGGAGUCCAUCAAGAUGGAGAACGGGCAAAGCACAGCAGCCAAGCUGGGGCUGCCCCCUCUCACCCCAGAGCAGCAGGAAGCUCUGCAGAAAGCCAAGAAGUAUGCCAUGGAGCAGAGCAUCAAGAGCGUGCUGGUGAAGCAAACCAUCGCCCACCAGCAGCAGCAGCUCACCAACCUGCAGAUGGCGGCCCAGAGGCAGCGCGCGCUCGCCAUCAUGUGCCGGGUCUACGUGGGCUCCAUCUACUACGAGCUGGGCGAGGACACCAUCCGGCAGGCCUUCGCCCCCUUCGGGCCCAUCAAGAGCAUCGACAUGUCCUGGGACUCUGUCACCAUGAAGCACAAGGGCUUUGCCUUUGUGGAGUAUGAGGUGCCUGAGGCUGCCCAGCUGGCCCUGGAGCAGAUGAACUCGGUCAUGCUGGGGGGCAGGAACAUCAAGGUGGGGAGGCCCAGCAACAUCGGGCAGGCGCAGCCCAUCAUUGACCAGCUGGCAGAGGAGGCCCGGGCCUUCAACCGCAUCUACGUGGCCUCGGUGCACCAGGACCUGUCUGACGACGACAUCAAGAGCGUGUUCGAGGCCUUUGGGAAGAUCAAAUCUUGCACCCUGGCCCGGGACCCCACCACAGGGAAGCACAAGGGCUACGGCUUCAUCGAGUACGAGAAGGCGCAGUCCUCGCAGGACGCCGUCUCCUCCAUGAACCUCUUCGACCUGGGGGGGCAGUACCUGCGGGUGGGCAAGGCUGUCACCCCCCCCAUGCCCCUGCUCACCCCUGCCACGCCUGGGGGGCUCCCACCUGCUGCUGCCGUGGCUGCUGCGGCCGCCACCGCCAAGAUCACGGCUCAGGAGGCCGUGGCAGGAGCUGCAGUUCUGGGCACUCUGGCCACCCCUGGGCUGGUGUCCCCUGCCCUGACACUGGCCCAGCCCCUGGGGGCUCUGCCCCAGGCUGUGAUGGCUGCACAGGCACCAGGGGUCAUCACAGGUGUGACCCCGGCGCGGCCGCCGCUGCCGGUGCCCAUCCCGCAGGUGGGCGUGGUUAACCCCAUCCUGGCCAGCCCGCCGGCACUGGGGCUGGUGGAGCCCAAGAAGGACAAGGAGGAGGAGGAGGCGCUGCCCGAGGCCGAGCGGCCGGAAAUGCUGAGCGAGCAGGAGCACAUGAGCAUCUCGGGCAGCAGCGCCCGGCACAUGGUGAUGCAGAAACUGCUGAGGAAGCAGGAGUCGACGGUGAUGGUGCUGCGGAACAUGGUGGACCCCAAGGACAUCGACGACGACCUGGAGGGGGAGGUGACAGAGGAGUGCGGCAAGUUCGGGGCGGUGAACAGGGUGAUCAUCUACCAGGAGAAGCAGGGCGAGGAGGAGGACGCCGACAUCAUCGUCAAGAUCUUCGUGGAGUUCUCCAUGGCGGCCGAGACGCACAAAGCCAUCCAGGCGCUCAACGGCCGCUGGUUCGCCGGCAGGAAGGUGGUGGCCGAGGUCUACGACCAGGAGAGGUUCGACAACAGCGACCUGUCGGCCUGAACUGAGCUGGGCUUUGGGGAGGGUGCUCUGGAGCUGAGCCCAGGGGAUGGGAUGGUCCAGACUGAGCUCAGGGGGAUGGGAUGGUCCAGACUGAGCUCAGGGGGAUGGUCCAAACUGAGCUCAGGGGGAUGGGGAUGGUCCAGACUGAGCCCAGGGGCAGGUGAAUGGCCUAAACUGAGCCCAGGGGCAGGGGAAUGGCCUAAACUGAGCCCAGGGCUGGGCUUGGGGUUGGGAAUGGCCUAAACUGAGCCCAGGGCUGGGCUUGGGGAUGGGAAUGGUCUGGAUUCCAGCUGGGGGCUGGGCUUGGGGAUGGGAACAGCCUAAAACUGAACCCAGGGCUGGGGAACAACUCAAAACUGAGCCCAGGUCUGGGCUUGGGGAUGGGAAUGGCCUAAACUGAGCUUGGGGCUGGGGAACAGCGAAAACUUAUCCCAGGGCCUGGCUGAGCUCAGAACUGGGGAAUGGGCCCAGCUCUGGUCCCAGGGCUUAUCCAGGCUCAGAUGUGAGGAAUCAGCCCAGCUCUGAUCCCAGGGCUCGGCCAAACUCUGUUCCAAGGAUUGUCCCAGCCGUGCUCCUGGGCUGGCCCUGGCCCUGUUCCUGUUCCUGGCCCUGGCCCUGGCCCUGGCCCAGGUUCUGGUUUUGGUUCUGAUUCUGGUUCUGGUUCUGUUCCUGGCCUUGGCCCUGGCCCUGGCCCUUCCCCCUCAGCCCACCAGGUUUCUAUAUCCAUGUGUAAAGGGCAUUCCAGGUCGUUCCAGGCCAUCCCAGGCUGUUCCAGGACAUUCCAGGCUAUUCCAGGACAUUCCUGGGCGGGCACAGGGCUCUGGUGUUUGGGGAGUUGAGAUAAAAACACAAAGAAAGCUGUUGUCA
This is a messenger RNA of Oenanthe melanoleuca, 2591 nucleotides long. It is a transcript of the gene PUF60, whose product is annotated as poly(U) binding splicing factor 60. Gene Ontology annotation, cellular component: precatalytic spliceosome; catalytic step 2 spliceosome. Bases 180 to 1724 code for a protein of 514 amino acids. The transcript has 10 exons. The record is from RefSeq and is a predicted model, not a curated record. Lineage: Eukaryota; Metazoa; Chordata; Aves; Passeriformes; Muscicapidae. Gene Ontology annotation, biological process: mRNA splice site recognition; alternative mRNA splicing, via spliceosome; regulation of alternative mRNA splicing, via spliceosome. Gene Ontology annotation, molecular function: RNA binding.